Messenger RNA from Magnolia sinica, 2280 nucleotides. RefSeq lists its product as uncharacterized. Lineage: Eukaryota; Viridiplantae; Streptophyta; Magnoliopsida; Magnoliales; Magnoliaceae. Bases 482 to 1240 code for a protein of 252 amino acids. The record is from RefSeq and is a predicted model, not a curated record. Gene Ontology annotation, biological process: vesicle fusion with Golgi apparatus; endoplasmic reticulum to Golgi vesicle-mediated transport. Gene Ontology annotation, cellular component: trans-Golgi network; membrane. The transcript has 3 exons.
CAUUCCCCACCUAUUUCUGGUGGGUUCGUCCUGCGAAAACUUCCGUCUCUUUCCCAAAAAGCUCGAUCCAACCGUCCAGCGCUACCAAGCGUCUCUACGAAAACCUAAUUCCCAUUUUAACCUCCACAAAUCCCGGAAUUUCCAGUUCCACACCUAGCCCUCGUCACAACAGCAGUCUCUGCACUUCUCUUGAUAGAUCUUCCAUCGAUGGCAUCUUGGUAAAUUUCCCAAUCUCCAAAUCCUAUGUCCUUCGUAUCUGCAAUUCUCCUCUCUCUCUCUCUCUCUCUCUCUCUCUCUCGUCCUUCCAUGACGGCUCUGUAAAUAUUAGAAAAUUCAAACCCCAAAAUUACCUCCUUUGCAAGUCCGAUGGCAUCUCCGUGAAUUUUCCCAUCUCCAAGACCUAAUUCAUCCUUCCCAAAUACCCUUUUCCAACCAUCUCCAGAUCAAAAGAUCGUUCGGCCUCUUCGAAUCUCCACCGUCGAUGGCAAAGGAAUUCAACGUCCCGCCGGUCAUCUUCCCCUCCGGCGGGAAUCCCAGCACCAGCGCCGGGCCGCACCAGCGCCGACUCCCGACCGCUCCCUUCCAACCCCCACGGCCCGCCGUCAAUCCUACUCUUCCCUUCAUGUCGUUCGAUGUCGGAUCGGCCCCUCCCUCGACCUCCUUCUCUGCACCUGUUUUCGGCGGCAGCAUUGGUGGGUCGUCCGGAUCGCUUGGGUUCGAUGAAGAACCCCCUCUCCUCGAGGAGCUCGGGAUUAACACCCGCCAAAUCUGGCGGAAAACUGUUUCGAUCCUAAACCCCUUCCGAGUCAAUCCCAAUCUCCAUGAAGACGCAGACUUAUCCGGGCCGUUUAUUUUCCUGAUGGCCUUUGGCCUCUUCCAGCUUCUAGCGCACAAGCUCCACUUCGGUAUAAUCCUUGGGUGGGUCACUGUCGCCGCCCUCUUCCUAUAUGUUGUCUUCAACAUGCUGGCGGGCCGCAAUGGGAACUUGGAUCUGUACCGUUGUUUCAGCCUCGUGGGGUAUUGUAUGCUGCCAAUGGUGAUAUUCUCGGCAGUGUCACUCUUUGUGCCGGAGCAAGGGGUGGUGAUUUUCGGGCUGGGGGCGUUUUUCGUGCUUUGGUCGACAAGGGUUUGUACGAGGCUUUUGGUCGAGCUGGCGUCGUGCGGGGAUGAACAUAGAGGGCUGAUAGCGUAUGCUUGUUGGCUGAUUUACAUGCUUUUCUCGUUGCUUGUGAUAUUCUGAUUUUUGGAUCGGUGGUAAUUGGCACAUGGGGAUGACACAAAAUUGGAUUUCAUGAUGAAAUGUUGAAGACCAGUUGCUCCAGUCUAUCAGUCGAGUCAGGAUGCCAGAGUAGAAAUUCCUCUCUGCUCGAGUUUGAUUGAGCCUCACCACAGCAUAUUUUGAAGUAAUCUUUUAGCAAUACAUUAUUCACAUCCAUACCAAACCGGUGCAGAGAAUUCGGCAUGCAUGGACAACUUAUGCACCUAUAAUGCAUACUGCAGGAUUUGUUAACAGAUGGAGAACACGUACAAGAUGCUUGAAAUGAGGAGGCAGUCAGGACUAGCAAUGUUCUUUGCUGGUGGGUCAUAGAAAUGUCUUAGGUUGCCUUUUGUUUGUUCAGUUAAUGUGUGAUUCACUGCUUUUUGAAAAUUGUUUUCUUUAAAAAUUCUGGUCUCUUCUUUAAUCUUUACCAGAAAAAAAUAAAAUCCAGAGACCCGCCAGAUGGGCAGCUUGGAUCUAAUUGCACUGGAUCACCACACACACACACGUCAUGUACUCUUAUCAAGAUGUGAUGGCAAUGUUUGGUUAGUUUCGGAAUAUAUCUUGGAAGCAUUUUGCAGUGGGAUAUGAUUAAAUGGUGUGGGGACCACUGUGAUAUGUUGAUGACAUCCAAUUCAUCCAUCGAAUGCCCCUAGCUUGUUUGGCAAGUGCCCAAAAAUCAGUCCAAUCCAAAACUGAGGUGGGAUCAUGGUAGGAAACGGUUCAGGGGUGACAUGUGCCAUUGAUCCAAGUUGCGCCCAACGGAGUGUCGAAAUAGGUCGAUGGCUGUGGGGUCCCUUCAUAUUGGGCAGAUGCUUUAGGUGAAUGGGUUGUAUGAAACACCCUGCGCGGGGGCUCUCCACGGGAAUCAAGGGUGGGUGCUCCCCCUCAACUGCUUUCCUAUCAUGUCGCCCACACCAAGAUUUUUUGGUCCCAAUCCCAAACGAGGGGUGAUGCAUCUGAUUUUUGGAGUGGAUGUCAUCAGAACAGCAUGGUGGGACCUACAAAUGUUUUUGACGAAA